GUAAUUGAGUUGGAUAUGUGUAACGUGUGUUAUUUAAGGUUGUUGAACUGAUCAUGUAGAAUAUCUCAAGUUAGUUUUAGUGAAAAUUUCAAGACGUAAUUUUUGGAGACAAUGUGGUGCGCUUUUUUUAUAAACAAUUCUCCACUCUAAUCUUUAUGAACUAAGGACUAUUUUUAUAUGUAGGUUGCUUGCUUUACAGAACACUAGGUAAAAAAAACUAUUGAUAAAAUCCGGUACCACUUGCCGAAAUGAAUCGCUGAUUAAUUAAAUGCGAAAUUGACGCAAUUAAUAUGAAGUAUGAGUAAUCUAUAAUCUUUGUAUAUAAUAGUCCGGAGCAGUCCAAAACUUGUGAAAGAAAAAGAGAAAGAGGAGGAUAAUGAGUGGAGAAGGAAAGGUGGUGUGUGUGACAGGUGCUUCUGGUUUUAUUGCUUCAUGGAUUGUCAAGUUCCUUCUUCAACGGAGUUACACCGUCAGAGCCACUGUUCGUGAUCCAAGUGAUCCUAAAAAGGUUGACCACUUGGUUAAUCUUGAGGGUGCAAAAGAGAGGUUGCAACUCUUUAAGGCAGAUCUUUUGGAACAAGGUUCCUUUGACUCUGCUGUUGAGGGAUGUGAUGGUGUCUUUCAUACUGCUUCACCUGUUCGUUUUCGUUUUGUCGUAGACGACCCUCAGGCUGAGUUGAUUGAUCCGGCAGUGAAGGGAACUCUUAAUGUUCUUAAAUCAUGUGCGAAAUCACCAUCUGUGAAACGAGUUGUCUUAACUUCUUCUGUUUCUGCAGUUGCAUUUAACACAAGGCCGAAGAAUCCAGGAGUCAUACUUGAUGAGACAUGGUUUUCAGAUCCAGAUUUCUGUAGGGAAUCACAGUUAUGGUACACACUUUCAAAGACUUUGGCUGAGGCUGCUGCUUGGGAAUUUGUAAAUGAAAACAAGAUUGAUAUGGUUGUUAUUAACCCAACAAUGGUUGCUGGGCCUCUCUUACAACCAGAGGUUAACGAAAGUGUUGAACCAAUUCUAGACAUAAUAAAUGGUAUACCUUUUCCAAAUCAUGCUUAUGGAUGGGUGAAUGUGAAAGAUGUUGCUAAUGCCCAUAUUAACGCAUAUGAGAUCGCUUCAGCUAGUGGAAGAUAUUGUUUGUCUGAGAGAGAUGUACACUUAUCAGAAGUUGCUACGAUCUUACGUGAUCUAUGCCCAACAUUAAAAAUUUCAGACAAGUGUGAGGAUGAAGAGCCAUAUAUAGCAACGUAUGAGAUUUCCAAGGAAAAGGCUAAAAGUUUGGGAAUCGAGUUUACUCCUUUGGAAGUCAGCCUCAAGGAGACUGUGGAAAGCUUCCGGAAGAAAAAGAUUAUCGACUUUUAGUCUCCCACCACAUUUCACUUAAUCAAUAAAGAAAUGACAAGAUGUUACUGCCAUUUGAUCCAUAAAUUUGAAGUGAAUUCCACCUAGCAGAAUAACACUUGUGAUUGUUGUUGUUGAAUUGAAGUAUGACUAAGUUGGUCUUGUUUGUUAUGUUUUAAA
Lathyrus oleraceus (garden pea) is the source of this 1513-nucleotide messenger RNA. Its product is annotated as phenylacetaldehyde reductase. NCBI's taxonomy places the organism in Eukaryota, Viridiplantae, Streptophyta, Magnoliopsida, Fabales, Fabaceae. The record is from RefSeq and is a predicted model, not a curated record. The coding region runs from base 377 to 1354 and encodes 325 amino acids. The transcript has 6 exons. Gene Ontology annotation, molecular function: oxidoreductase activity, acting on the CH-OH group of donors, NAD or NADP as acceptor.